GUUUUCAUUUUAAAUAACAGCACUGGGAUUAGCCUAAGCAAACAUGUCUGCAUUUUACAGCUUGUUGAAUAUGUGAAAUUCUUUAUACCUUUUCAGUGUCUCUAAUUUUUCCCCUUCAUUAUUAACCUUGUGGGCUUGUACUCUUAUUUAAGUUAACAGAAAUCCAAACUUUGUCUGGGUCUAUCAACAUCAGGAUGAGAAGAGGAAUGCCUUUCUCGUGAUUAGCUUCUCCAGCCAGCCAGUAGGUGGGUGUGUUUAACAGAAGAAAGCAGUAGUCGGCUUCCUUCUCUAGCUAAUUAGCUCAGCCAACAACAAAGAUAAGUGAGCCAGGGAGGGAGACCCCCUGAAGGGUCUUUUGAAUCUGGCCAAUGUCUGAUUGGCAGAUGUUGAAAGAGAUUCGUUGGUAAUCCAGUUCAUCAAUGAGCUGCAUAAAUUCAAGACAGGUCUGGAAGAAUUCCGGUAUGUGGACACUUUGUGGAUGCAGUCUGGAAAAAGGCAGCCCAAGAUGGACAGAACUUUGGAAUCUCUACAACACAUCAUUUCUCAAGUCUUGCCCCACAGAAACCCUACACUAGCAUUUAAAGACUUGAACGUUGUGGCAAUGCUUCAGGAAUUCUGGGAGAACAAGCAGAAACAGAAAGGUGUGUUUUCAAGUGAAGGCACUGUGGUAUACGAGUCACUAAACUUGCCUGGGCCUCCGUUUGUAAGUUAUGUCACCUUGCCUGGAGGAAGCUGUUUUGGUAACUUUCAGUGUUCCCUGAGUAGGGCAGAAGCACGACGAGAUGCUGCAAAAGUGGCUCUUAUCAAUUCUCUGUUCAACGAGUUGCCUUGUCGCAAGAUCACAAAGGAAUUCAUUAUGGAGAGUGUCCAGGAAGCUGUUUCUUCCACCAGUGGUACUUUAAAUGAUGCAGAUGAUCCAAGCACAAGUAUUGGAGCAUAUCACUAUAUGCUAGAAUCAAACAUGGGAAAAACAAUGCUAGAAUUUCAGGAGCUUAUGAUUGUGUUUCAACUUCUGCACUGGAAUGGAAGCCUUAAAGCCCUGCGUGAAACUAAGUGCUCUCGGCAAGAAGUGAUUUCCUACUAUUCCCAGUACAAUUUAGAUGAACGGAUGAGAAGUCAUAUGGCACUGGACUGGCUUAAGAAAGAGCAAGAAACACCGGGUGUUAUAUCACAAGAGCUACAAGUGGCACUUAGAGAGCUCGAAGAAGCAAGGAAAGCUGGGCAAGAGCUGCGGUUUUACAAAGAAAAGAAAGAAAUCCUUGGCCUAGCACUGAGUCAGCUGUACAGGGAUUCUGCAGCCACCUCUUCAAAUGAUGAUGAUAUGAGCCUAGCCCUCAAUGACUAUCGCUAG
Candoia aspera is the source of this 1351-nucleotide messenger RNA. RefSeq names its product limb and CNS expressed 1 (gene LIX1). The record is from RefSeq and is a predicted model, not a curated record. Gene Ontology annotation, cellular component: cytoplasm. Gene Ontology annotation, biological process: autophagosome maturation. Bases 479 to 1351 code for a protein of 290 amino acids. The transcript is spliced from 6 exons. NCBI's taxonomy places the organism in Eukaryota, Metazoa, Chordata, Lepidosauria, Squamata, Candoiidae.